Molecule: messenger RNA, 2468 nt
Organism: Bactrocera latifrons
Lineage: Eukaryota; Metazoa; Arthropoda; Insecta; Diptera; Tephritidae
Product: carcinine transporter
Exons: 12
Coding region: 393-2189 (598 amino acids)
Biological process (GO): transmembrane transport
Cellular component (GO): membrane
Molecular function (GO): transmembrane transporter activity
Source: RefSeq, a predicted model, not a curated record
AAACUAAACGUAUGUGCACUCGCUUCGUAUAAUUCGGAAAUCAGCUUUAAUAAACAAAGUUUUUGCUUGAAAAAACGUAUAUUCCUUAUUUUUAUAUUCUUCCAGGCUUUUUCAAAGUGUCUUGCCUUAAAAUAUAUACGCGCGGAAGAGAAAAAAGGGAAAUUUGAAGUUAAGUCAGUAUCAGUGACAACUACUUAAAGAAAUAUACCAUAAAGAAAUACACAACGUGCAGUUUUUUCUGCAAACGGCUCAAGUAACGGUAAUCGUGGAUUAAGUACAUGCAACACUGAACCACCAUUAUCUAUCACCGAAGCGUGAAUCACUGUCUUUGGGCUAAACACCAAAUUUGAAGUGACAGCCACAACCAAGUAGAUGCACAAAUAACCCCACACAUGCAAGAAAAAAAGAUGUUGGAUGAAGUAAAGAAUGGCGAUGUCAACAAACAAACUGUGUCAAAGGAAGAGGAGGAGGACGAAUUCGAUGAAUCGGAAGCAAAUGAUCCCUUCCAGAAGAUUAUGGAGCGCGUCGGCAAUCACGGACGCUUCCAGCUCAUCUACAACAUGACAUUCGUGCUGGCUUUGGCCGCCGCCGGCUCGAUGGUAUAUAUGAAUAUCAUAUUGGCCCUCGACAUUCCGGAGCACUGGUGCACCGUGCCGGGGCAGGAGCUGACGAACUACUCGCUGGAUGAGUGGCGGCGUAUGACGUUGCCGACACAGAAGGAUAAUCGCGGCGCCAGCAAGCAUAGCAACUGCGAGAUGUAUAAUGCAAAUUUCACGGAAAUCGACGAUUGGCUGCGUUGGAAUAAAACCGAGACAAAUGUAACAGAUUGUCAGCAUGGCUGGAGCUACGAUCAGACGUGGUACGAGUCGACCAUACCGAGCAAGGAGAACUGGGUGUGCGCCAAGGAUUUGUAUGUGACGAACACAUUUGUUGUGGGACGUGUGACAGAAGUCAUCGGAUCAUUUGUGCUGGGACAAAUGGGUGAUGUUUUUGGCCGGCGCUUUAUCUACUACAUCAGCGUCGGCUGCUGCGCGCUGGGACGAUCGUUCUCCAUCAUAACCACCAAUGUCUAUUAUGUGUUCCUCUUCUGCACGGGAUUAACUGGCUUUGCGGUGAAUAGUUUGUUCCAAGCGCCACAGAUUGUUGGCAUGGAAAUAUCGAGAGAACAGGACCGCAGCAUCAUCGCCAUUUACCAAAGCGUUGGCUGGUCCAUUGGCACAUCGUUGAUGCCGCUGCUCUUCUGGUGGCUACGUGAUUGGGUUGCCUUCAUGUGGCUAACAACGAUACCGACCGCAAUAGUUUUAAUUUUCUUCAAAUACGUCAUUGAGUCGCCGCGCUGGUUGAUUAGCAAACACCGUUACGGCGAGGCGAUCACGCAAUUUAAGAAAAUUGCAAGAAUUAAUGGCCGCCAAUUCGACAUGACGGAGAAGGAGCUGGCGCAGAUGUACACCAACCGGCAGGUGGACGAAGUGACAUACGGCAUGGCGUCGCUCUUCAGCGGCUGGCAUCUGACACGCAACACAACCAUUAUGGGCUUCAGUUGGUGUGUUGUAGCGGUUUCUUACUUUACGCUGGUGCUGUUCAGCACGCGUAUGGGUGGCAACCCAUUUCUGAACUUCCUGCUGCAGAGCGUGGUGGAAAUACCCGCUUAUGUGCUCGGCAGAUACCUCGGUGAUACUUAUGGUCGUCGCUUCACGAACUCUUCCUCUUUCCUCAUCUCAUUCGUCGCCUGCAUACCGCUAAUUAUCUAUGCGGCAGAUAUCGAGUAUGAGAUGGUCAUGGUGUGCCUGGCCACAUUUAUCAAGUUCCUCAACGCGCUCACCUUCUUCACGGUCAAUCUGCAGAGCAUGGAGAUUUAUCCGACCUGCAUGCGUCAAACGGGCAUCGCGCUGGGCACGAUACUCGCGAAUGCGGUCGGCGUUUUUGCGCCAUAUCUCGUUUACUUGGGCACCACAGUGAACAUAAGAGCGCCCUACUACAUCCUUGGCACUCUAUUCUUCAUAGGCGGCAUUGGCGCGCUCUAUCUGCCCGAGACGCUGCACAAGAAGUUGCCCGACACAAUGGAAGAGGCGCGGCAUUUCGGCAAGCAUGACAAAUUCUUCAGUUUGCCGAAGGCGCCGCCGAAAGUGAAAGAGACGCGGCAAACUGCAGAGGAAGUUCGCCUCAAUCAAACAAAGUUUGCUCCCUAAAAUUACGCAACCAAAUUGUGGCUGUUGUUGUAGUGUAUGGGAAAUAUAAAGUUAUGUUAAGCUUUAUGCAGUAUUUUCACCAGGUGAAAUUAGUUUUUGUAUGAAAUGUGCAGUUGUGUGUUUUGUGUACUUUAAGCUGAACUUAGUCCUGUUAUAUUUACAAAUGUACAUGUGAUCUAUGAACUUAUGAGUUUUAAUAAUCGGAUAACGCAAAUGAUUGUAAAUAUGGGGAAAUAAAAAAUUGAAAAAUGUCACAUUAGUGAAAUUGAUAUUACCGAA